AUGAAGCUCUCGCAUUCGACCAGACGGCGAGAUCUCGCGAUCCUGUCCUCGAUCCUUCGCAUCUCCAGCCCAGUAUGCUCGAACUGUGCUGCAACGAGAAACAAUGACCGGUCGCGACGCCUGUCAUUGCCUCGAUCUUUCUCGGUCCUCAAUCGGCCGCCCCCAAACUACCCGGGCCAUGUUCCUCUGACGACCGUCGAGCGAUUCGGGCUUGCUGUGGGCAGUGCUGUUACAUCCCUUAUCGAUCCAUAUCGGCACGACAUGGUUGCUGCACUGGGCGAAGCCACGGCUCAGCCCUUCUUCAUCUCAUGGCUGCGGAGGCGAAUGCUCUCCGACCCGACAGGACGGCGAAUAUUGCGGGACAGGCCACGCAUCACAUCGAAAACUAUGCCGUUGGAGUUUCUACGAACGCUGCCGGAGAAUAGUGUCGGCAGGACGUACGCCGCGUGGCUAGAUCGCGAAGGCGUCACUCCUGAUACAAGAGACGCGGUGCGCUACAUCGAUGACGAGGAGGAAGCGUAUGUGAUGCAACGCUACCGCGAGUGUCACGAUUUCUACCACGCCGUGACGGGUUUACCGGUCUGGGUCGAAGGAGAACUGGGACUGAAAGCGUUCGAGUUCGCGAACACCGGGCUACCAAUGACGGGCCUCAGCCUUGCGGCCAUCAUCCGACUCAAGCCCUCUGAACGUCAGCGGAUGUUCCAGAUCUUCCUGCCUUGGGCAUUCGCCAAUGGCUGGCGCAGUAAGGACCUCAUCAAUGUGUACUGGGAAGAAGAGCUCGAAACUGAUGUCGCUGAGCUGCGGAAGAGGCUGGGUAUCGAGCAACCGCCGGACUUGAGGCAAAUUCGGAGGAAGUUGAGAGACGAGAGGCGUGCCGCGAAAGAGGCGGCAGAAGCCAAAACAGCUCCCCCGUAA
Exophiala spinifera is the source of this 915-nucleotide messenger RNA. RefSeq names its product ubiquinone biosynthesis protein coq4, mitochondrial. Gene Ontology annotation, cellular component: mitochondrion; mitochondrial inner membrane. The record is from RefSeq and is a predicted model, not a curated record. NCBI's taxonomy places the organism in Eukaryota, Fungi, Ascomycota, Eurotiomycetes, Chaetothyriales, Herpotrichiellaceae. The transcript has a single exon. The coding region runs from base 1 to 915 and encodes 304 amino acids. Gene Ontology annotation, biological process: ubiquinone biosynthetic process.